Paramecium sonneborni is the source of this 239-nucleotide messenger RNA. The record is from the annotation of a GenBank genome assembly. NCBI's taxonomy places the organism in Eukaryota, Ciliophora, Oligohymenophorea, Peniculida, Parameciidae.
AUGGAGUAAGUCCAGAGAUUUAUGGAACAUGUGGUUUAUUUACAAAAUUUUAAGUUGGUGUAUAUAAGUAAUAUAUUUAAAUAAACAAAAUAGUCAUGACAUGCCACAAUAGAAUAAAGUUAUCAAGAAGCAGAAAAUAUCUUUAAAUGUUGCAUAAUAAUUUUUAGAGAUCAAAUAAAAUUGCAGCUAGUUUGUACAAAUUAAGAUAAAAACAUUCAUAUGCGGAUAAACAAGGCUGA